UUUCUAGCUUAACGCUGGUGUGUGCGGGGAGCUAACAGCGCUGCUGCCGCACACAGAGAGCGACACGCAGAGACUCUCAGUCCGACUGACUUUGGAUAUUUUGGGGGGUUUGUGGAGAAGCCUGGAGAGAGAAAAGAGGCAGAGAAACACACGGGAAAACAGAGAUUUAAAGUCGGUUUGUUACGGCGGAAUGGCGGACCGGGACCCGGUGCCGCUUCCUGCGGAGGUGCGGGCCAGACUGGCCGAGCUGGAGCUGGAGUUAUCCGAGGGUGAUAUCACACAGAAGGGCUAUGAGAAGAAGCGAUCCAAGCUGAUCGGAGCCUUCUUCCCACAAGCACCAGGAAUGGAUCCGUCCACGGGCCAGGAGAGGAGAACCCCGGUCACCCCGUCCUCGUCCUCCCGGUACCACCGCCGGCGGUCUUCUGGCUCCAGAGACGAACGUUACCGAUCAGAUGUGCACACAGAGGCGGUGCAAGCGGCCCUGGCCAAGCACAAAGAGAGGAAGCCCCCCCCAUGACGCCAAUGCUCAAUGGAGCUUUACACACCACCAGAUACAUCCUCAGGUUCAGAAGGCGAGGGUCCGGGCGACGCCGAUGGGGAGGAGGGCGGAGACGGCGAGGAAGAGGACGGAGGCGGAGGUGGCGGGACCAGCCGGGAGGGGAGCAUCAGCAUGGAGCACUGGAUCAACCGGGCCAUCCACGGCACCUCGUCCACCACCACCACCACCUCCUCCACGGCCUCCUCCUCCUCUUCCUCCACGCGCAGCGGGGGCAGCGGGGCGGCCGGCGGCAGGCUGGCCGACGUCCUGGCCCAGCACGUGCACAUCUCCGCCCACCACCACCACCACAACCGCCACCACCACCAUCACCACCACCACCACCGCAAGACCGAGAACCACUCUGCCCCUCCAGACGUCACCGGCUACACCAACAACACGGCCGCCGACGACAUCCAGGUGGAGAGAGCCCCGGGCGCCGGCACCGCGGCCCAGAGGCAGACGCCCAAGUACGGCAACGCCGAGCUGAUGGAGACCGGAGACGGUGAGUAAGGGAGACCAUCUGGGGAGAGGAGUGGCAGGGCAGGGGGAAGCAAUAGUGAUGGUAACAAUAACAAAAAUAGAUAAAUAAAAAGACCAAUAUUCAUUCAUUAUCUUCCAUGGUCUUUUUCAUGCGGUGAAACUUAAAGGUAUUGUGGAGGAUU
Molecule: messenger RNA, 1200 nt
Organism: Perca fluviatilis (European perch)
Lineage: Eukaryota; Metazoa; Chordata; Actinopteri; Perciformes; Percidae
Product: disco-interacting protein 2 homolog C-like
Source: RefSeq, a predicted model, not a curated record